AUGUUGAGUCCUGAAUAAAUAUAUUCCAUAGUUUAUAAAACAGAUUCGGGAAUUGAAGGAUAUGCAAUUCCUAGAUUUUACCAUGACCCAGCCGAAAUGAUGAGAAAUCGAGAUUUGUUGAAACAGAUAGAAAAAAAAUAAGCACAUAAAAGAUAUGAAACCAAAAAAGGCAGUUAUUUAGACGACUACACAAAAAUGUUUAAAAGUUUUCCCAGUCCCUUAUAAUAUUAAUCAUACAACAUUGAAAAAAUCCCAGAAAAAAAAGUUAAAUAUCCAAAUCGCCUGACAUUGUUUGAUCAAUUAUAAAAGGAGUAAAAAAGGAUUAAUAACCCUUCAGUUGGAGCCUAUAAUAUCGAAAAAACGUAAGAGCAAAUAGAGAAGGAGCUUAAGGUGUUAAAGACUCGCAAGGUCAAAGAGCUUUAAAGACCCAAUCCCUAUGAAGAUGCCAUGGCUCACAGCAUUAUGGUUCCUGGCCCUGGAAAUUAUAAUCCACAUUCGUUCCUACCGAAAAUCAAAGUCAAUAAUACAAAACCUGAAGAUUGGAGAAAAAAACAUAACAUUGAAAAAAAUAAAAGUCUUGCACAACUUCCUCCUGUCGGAACCUACACUCCCAUCCUAAGUGAUUCAUUUGCAAAGAUAUAAUGCACUGCUCCUGUCAAAAGAUCCUAUUGGGGAAGUGAAAAGCGAUUUAAAGGAUUAUUCGGUAGUUCUUCUAUUGGACCAGGUCCUGGUACAUAUGCUCAAUUAAGCAAAUUGUUAGCAAAAGGAGUUGAAAAGUCUAUUUAUCAAGAAUGA
Paramecium tetraurelia is the source of this 795-nucleotide messenger RNA. RefSeq lists its product as uncharacterized. The record is from RefSeq and is a predicted model, not a curated record. NCBI's taxonomy places the organism in Eukaryota, Ciliophora, Oligohymenophorea, Peniculida, Parameciidae. The transcript has 3 exons.